AAUGUAUCAUUUGAGAAGUGGCUGUGUGUUUAGUUGUGUGUGGUGGAGCAGAUGAAGGGUCUGCCCUUGGGCGCUAUGCGAAACCGCGUCUCCUAGUAUCAUUUAGUUGUAUCAGCAGUGUCAUGUUCAUCUAUACAGACUAUUUAGCAGCAGGUGUCCCUUGUUACAGUCCCUGCCAAACCUCCACGCCUAUGAGAGCAAGUACAGUGAACCGUUUUACCUGAGCGACGCAUCUCGGGCGCUGAUUGGUUCGCUGGGUGUCCGACCCUUAGGUGACGUCAGGAGCACUGCUGCGGGUGAGGCGGGUGAGGCUGCCUCUCAGUCCAGUCUCAGUGAGACCUAGAGAAGCGCUGAGCUGCAGCAGCAGAGACAGACGCGGUGACUGGACCUCACUGACCCGCACAUUCACAGGAAUGGGAAACCAUAUUGUUUCUGACUGCCACCACAAGAAGAUGCCGCUGGGUGAGGACGGACACGCCUGGAAAAAGAAGACCUCUGAUGUCAAGGAGAAGUAUGAUUUCAAAGACAUUCUGGGAACGGGAGCAUUCUCCGAGGUGGUCUUGGCUGAGGAGAAGAAGACGCAGAGAUUGGUGGCUAUUAAGUGUAUUCCCAAGAAAGCAUUAGAAGGCAAGGAAAACAGCAUUGAGAAUGAAAUCGCAGUUCUGCAUAAGAUAAAGCACCCAAACAUUGUGUCUCUGGAAGAGAUAUUUGAGAGUAAAUCACACCUCUACCUUGUCAUGCAACUGGUGUCUGGUGGAGAACUGUUUGAUCGUAUCAUAGAGAAGGGCUUCUACACAGAGAAAGAUGCUAGUAAGCUAAUUCAACAGAUUCUGGACGCUGUAAAAUACCUCCACGACAUGGGCAUUGUGCACCGUGACCUUAAGCCAGAGAACCUGCUGUACUACAGCAUGGACGAAGACUCAAAAAUCAUGAUCAGUGACUUUGGUCUGUCUAAGAUCGAGGGCUCGGGCAGCGUGAUGUCAACAGCCUGUGGAACGCCUGGAUACGUUGCUCCUGAGGUUUUGGCACAGAAACCUUACAGCAAAGCUGUGGAUUGCUGGUCUAUUGGGGUCAUAGCAUAUAUUCUGUUGUGUGGAUACCCACCUUUUUAUGAUGAAAGUGAUGCCAAACUGUUUGAACAGAUCCUGAGAGCAGAAUACGAGUUUGAUUCUCCUUACUGGGACGAUAUCUCUGAUUCAGCUAAAGACUUUAUAGUGCAUCUUAUGAAAAAAGAUUCCAAUGAACGCUUCACCUGUGACCAGGCUUUGCAGCACCCUUGGAUUGCUGGAGAUACCGCCCUGGACAAGAACAUUCAUGAGUCCGUCAGUGCUCAGAUCAAGAAAAACUUUGCUAAGAGCAAAUGGAAGCAAGCAUUCAAUGCCACCGCAGUGAUCCGUCACAUGAGGCGUCUCCAGCUUAGCACUGGCAGUGAGGGACCUGGCCCCACCUUGUCCGAUCCGUGCCAAGCCCAUCUGCUGAUGGAAGAGGAAGGAGCGCUUUGUGAAGGUGGUUGCUCCCAGAACAUGGAUGGAGGAGCAGACGCUUUGUCCAACUGCACCUACCGCUGCCACCCAGCCAAUAGUGUGUGAUACCUAACCCCCCCUUCAUGUACUUGUUAUUCCCAAUUCACUUUCCAAUUUUAAUCCCCCUCGGUGGAACCUGAGGCAUCGUCUCUCCCCCGCUUGUCUGGCUGGGAAUACAGCGCCAUUCCAACCUGUCGCCUGCAGGGGGAGCAAGACUGUCAAGCCUGAAAGGGAAGAAAUAUAUCGUGUUGAAAAGGAGGUGGAGGGAGACUUGCUGUAAUGCUUAUGCACCAAGGCAGAUCAUUUUUGGGAUGAGUUGAAAUGCAUGAGAAGGAAAAAGGGAAAGACAUCCUCCCCCUCCUUCAUGUCGGGGGGGUGGGGAUUGUUUUUACAGAAGCAAGACAGAACUUGCUGGAUGUUUUAUUUUAACGAAAAUGUUUUCAACUUGUCUUUUUAUGUUUUAUCGUUUUAAAUUUUUGAAUUAUUACCCUCCUUCUAUAAGACUUUGGAGCGUUAAUCACAGUAUGGUAUCUGCAUGACAACGAGACGAAUCCCCAUUGCAUGAUUUAAUUUUUUUUUAAAAACACGUUGUAUUGCAGAAAUGCAAUACAGCAUUACACCAGUAAGAUGGAGUAUUUGGAAAUGUUUUAAUGGAAAAUGUUGUGAUAUAGCAGAUUUGCAUUUUAUGUCUUUAAAACAAUUUGUGGCAGAGCAGUUCCUCCAAUGAAAAUGAUACCAUGCAGUUCUAUGACAUAGCCUUUCUUUCUCCACCAUGAAGUGGUUUGAAGUUGAGAGGAAAAGGCUUCCCUGUUCUCUUUUUAUUUCCAACAAAUCAAACUUCAGCAACAACAGAUGUUUUCCUAUCUAAGGUGCCUUUUAGAAUCCACAGUUUCAUUUGGUGGUAGCGUUGCUUAAAAAGUGGUUUCUUUUUGUACGAUUAUGGGAUUGUGUGUGUCUCAUGUAAACUUAAAUAUAACUUUUUCCUCAUUAAGGUUAGGUACAGAUAGGAUGCCUGCACAAAGAAAAUGUUGGUUUUAAAAAAAAAAACAUUAAAUAUUUGACAAAAUGGCUGCAACAUUUUUAGUGUGAAAUAGUCCUUUUGUAUCCAAGCUGAAAGAUGCUGAAGAGUUUAAAGCUAAUCUUUGCAGUUUUUUAUCUGCAUCUCCAGUACUUCUCAACACCAUUCAAAUCAUUUUUGUUAGGAACAAAAUUGUGUGCAUUGCUUUCACCUGCACCUGAUGUCUGCAAACUAUGGCUCUGUAGCAGGAGCGCUCUUAAUCAUCAGGCAUGUAGACCAUAAUGUAAAUACCUAAAAAUUAUUCCCACCGUUAAAUAAACAGCACUCGUUUGAGCAAGUUUUACUGGAACACAUUAAAGGAAUCAUCAUUUUGAUUGCUGAGCUGAAACUGUGUGUGUUCUGACAUGCAGCACAGCCUCUUUCCAAAGUCCAAAAGAAAUGAAUACUUUAGAACAUAAUGGAUUUGAAUUACAGAGGGGAAAAAAUAUAUAUAAAAUGGAGUUUUGCACACCUACAUAAAUAACGACACCUUUAUGCAUCCGAGCAGGAAACGGAGCUGUUGUCUUAAUGAAAAUGUGACAUUCAAAGCUUAGUUAGUGAAGUACUGGCUUUUUUUAUUUUCGGUUCAUACUUUUUAUUAAUUUUCAUUAAAUGCAGCAUGAUUUAUAAACAAACGUUUUAACCAGAAGGGUUUUAUAACCCCCAACAAAAUUGAUACAACAAAAAAAGCAGGCAAAUAUACUGUAGCUCUUUCAGUCAGUUUACAAACCGCUCACACUCGCUUUUCUUCAACACGUUUCCCAGCCUUAGAAAAAAAACUUUAAAGACUGGAAUUAUGCAUCAGACCAACUCAUUCCAUAUUAAUUCACAUUGUUUGUGUGUAUCUUUUUUUAUUUCAGUUUCCGCUAUUAUUAUUUUGUAAAAUAAAUUUCAUUGCACAUUUUUAAAAAGAUAUCUGUUCCUGUUUAGCAUGUUUUUAGUGUUCUUUAGCCUAUGUAUUUUUGUACUGGAUGAGGAGAAGCUUUAUGCAAAUGUUUCUGAAUGAUCUGGUGGGAACCUGCUGCAAAAUCUCAACUGGCUCUAAUGGACAAUAUGAGGAUCUUCCUUUGGUGUGGGCUUCGUUUCCUAUCAGUAACCGCUACACAUUUAGGCUCCUGCUUCUCUCUGAUACAUCAGUAUUUUGUAAUUGCUCUUCAUGUUGGUUGGAUUUGCCUUGGGAAUUGUUAAUAUCUCAAAUGAUGCUUGUAAAAGGAGAGAUUUUGUCAGACCUUGCUGUCUUUUACUUAAAAUCACGCAGACCGUGAAGGAGCGCAGGCCAGUGUAAUAACAUUUCAAAAAGUUAAACUUUGUGCUGCUUUGGAAAAAUAUCUAUGAGCUUUAUAGCGCAGUUUUACUGGAUAGUCCUUGUAGUGUUUUCAGGCUGUAAUGAAACUGGUGACUCUGAACUGUAAAGUGCAUUUAUUAGAGACAUUAUUUUGGCAGAGAAAAAGUUCAGGAUGAAUAGUUUAGAUGUCCUGGAGUACUGUAACAUUAAAGCCGAAACAGCACAGGGGGGCUCAGAGGAAGCCUGUCUGCUUUCAGCCGAUUCAAUAUACGAUCUGAUGUACUGACGAUAAUUAAAACAACUUUACUAUUUUGAA
Molecule: messenger RNA, 4181 nt
Organism: Xiphophorus maculatus (southern platyfish)
Lineage: Eukaryota; Metazoa; Chordata; Actinopteri; Cyprinodontiformes; Poeciliidae
Gene: camk1b
Product: calcium/calmodulin-dependent protein kinase type 1-like
Exons: 13
Coding region: 414-1589 (391 amino acids)
Biological process (GO): peptidyl-serine phosphorylation
Cellular component (GO): intracellular anatomical structure
Molecular function (GO): ATP binding; calcium/calmodulin-dependent protein kinase activity; calmodulin binding
Source: RefSeq, a predicted model, not a curated record